AUGCCGAGAAAGCUGUGUCCGCCGGAAGCAAGUCCGCGCGCCCUUGCCGCCGCGCAACGCGGCGUGGGCAGCGGCGCGCGUGAAUCGGGUGAUCCCGCGGAGCCCUGCCAGCGCUGGCCCUCCCUUGAGGCGGGCGCCGCACGCGAUGCUGCGCGCGCCGAGACGCACGCGGCGAGUGGGACGAGCGGCGGAGGCGACGCUGCUAAAGGCGCGGGGUGGCGGGGCAUGGCGGCGGACGGGGCGGCGGAGCGCAUGGGCCGUGGCGGGGAGGUGGGGGGCGGCGCUUGGGCGCGGGUGGCACGCGGUGGACAGGCGGUGAGCAGCAUGGUGCACGCGGGAGGGGCGUGCGGAGGGGAACGACCGCCACGUCGCCUGCUGUGCUCCGCACCUUCCCUCGGCGCCGCUGCUGCCGUGGAUGGCGGUAGCGGCAGCAGCAGUGGCAGUAUGGAGAUCUUUAACCGCCGGCUGAAGGCGAUGCAGGUGAUGAUGUGCAUGGGGGUGCAACGAGCCAUCCGUCGCUCCCAUGCCGCCCAGCUGCACGUGUGGUCACCCACGACUGUGCUGCUGCGCUCACUCCCACCGCCCGUCUGCUGCGCUCACUCCCACCGCCCGUCUGCUGCGCUCACUCCCACCGCCCGUCUGCUGCGCUCACUCCCACCGCCCGUCUGCUGCGCUCACUCCCACCGCCCGUCUGCUGCGCUCACUCCCACCGCCCGUCUGCUGCGCCUCUGCCCGUCAUUGCCCACCUCGUGUUGCAGCGUGACAGAGCAGCGGCUGACAUGGCAUUGCCUGAUGACGAGGUGCCACGACUGUCGGCGCACCUUCUCCUCCGUGCUGCUGCUGGGCGGGGCUGCGCUGCCCUCUGUGCUCACCACGCUGCUGCGCACCCACCCGGCUGUGCAGCGAGUGGUGGUGGUGGACGUGUCCCCCACGGCCCUCGCACUGGCGCGCGCCCACCUGCCUGCCCACGCCGCCUGCUGCAAUGACGCCCCCACUGCCACCGAUCACACCUGGACUCCGCACCACACUGAACACCCAGCAGCAGCGAGGGUGCAGGUGGCGUUUGUGCUGGCAGACGAGGAGCACCUGCCCUUCCACGCCAGCUCGUUUGACGCGGUGAUAUCAUGUGUGGGGCUGCACUGGGUCAACGACCUGCCCGCCGCCAUGACGCACAUCAGGAGGGCGCUGAAGCCAGACGGGCUCUUCCUCGCCGCCAUGCUGGGCGGCGACACCCUCAGGGAGCUGCGCAUAGCAUGCACGUUGGCGCACAUGGAGAGGCAGGGUGGUGUGGCGGCUCGAGUGGCCCCCAUGGCUCAGGUACGAGAUGCGGGCAGUCUACUCACCAGAGCCGGCUUCGCGCUGCCCACAGUGGAUGUCGACGAAUUCCCCGUCGCCUACCCCUCAGGCGUGCAGGUGCAGCACCUGCGAUCGCUGGGCGAGACUGACUGCACUCUGCACCACGCGCAGGUGGGAGCACACCCUGCUGCCAUGUGCGCCCAGCCGUUGCCCCGUGACACGGCGCUGGCAGCAGCAGCCAUCUACGCGCACAUGUUCCCCGCCCGCCCUCCCUCCUCACACGCUCAUUCGCCACCAGACCUUGCUCCUGGUGCAGAGGCGAGGGGGGACGAACAACAAGAGAGGGAUGAAGAUGGGGUUGUUGCAACAUUUCAGGUCAUCUUCAUGGCGGGCUGGGCGCCCCACGAGUCGCAGCAGAGGGCUCGCCCUCGUGGAUCCGCGGCCAUGUCUCUGCACGCCCUGCACCACUCUCUGCCUGCCUAG
Molecule: messenger RNA, 1779 nt
Organism: Closterium sp. Naga37s-1
Lineage: Eukaryota; Viridiplantae; Streptophyta; Zygnematophyceae; Desmidiales; Closteriaceae
Source: the annotation of a GenBank genome assembly